Physeter macrocephalus (sperm whale) is the source of this 716-nucleotide messenger RNA. RefSeq names its product stomatin-like protein 3. The coding region runs from base 414 to 716 and encodes 100 amino acids. The record is from RefSeq and is a predicted model, not a curated record. The transcript has 8 exons. Gene Ontology annotation, cellular component: plasma membrane. Lineage: Eukaryota; Metazoa; Chordata; Mammalia; Artiodactyla; Physeteridae.
UGAGUCCUCUCUAUGAACAAUGGCAGCCUGAACUCAUGAAAGAGAUCAUUUUGUUUAUGUUAACAGGCUUCCUUCGCCAGGGUAACUACUCCUCAGGUGCUCACAAAAGAAGAGGAACUUCUCGCACUCUCAUUCCAUCUCUCUGCUCUUCCUUCUCCAAAGCACAUCUGGGUGCUGCCUGGAGCCCAGGUCCGGCUCCAAACCUAUGAAUAUUUGCCAAGUAUAAAAGCUUCUCAAGAAUAAGAUGGAUCCGGGGGCAUCCUCCCCAGAGAAACAGGGUAAAGAGAAUUUAGUGGAUGAAGAAAUGGAGGCUCAGAAAGAUCUAGUGGCUUUCCUGAGGCCACCACACUGGCAUCAAGAGUAAAGGGCUUGGUGUAUGUGGCUGGAUCCUGUUUUCGUUUUCUUUCCUGUUCAUGAUCAUUACCUUCCCUAUCUCCAUAUGGAUGUGCUUGAAGAUCAUUAAGGAGUACGAACGUGCCGAUGUAUUCCAGCUGGGACGCAUCCAAGCUGACAAAGCCAAAGGGCCAGACGUGUUUGUCAAAGUUGAUCUCCAGACCGUUAACGUGCAACAUCCCUCCACAGGAGGUUGUUACAGAAUAUUGAGCAGAGUUCCCUGUGCUCUACGAACACGGUCUCUGGUGCCAUCUAUGUUUUCUAAGAAGCACUGCUAUUCAUCAAGCCUGAUGAAACUGAGAACCAAAAAGAUUUCAGAUUGA